ACCUAACGCAUUAAAUCGAGGCACAGGCGAGGGGAGACCUUUCAUUCAAAACAUGAACAUUCCUGGAACCGCGACUACUACUUCUCCGACUUGAUUUGGAAGAACACUUUAUUUUAUCGAAUAUCAACGAUACAUUUAUGAUAUUGCCCCCGAUAAACUUAUGCUUAAGUUGUCUUACAAUUGCUAUAUUCGAGGAAACCUCAAGUGCUCGCAGGAGCUGAUGAGAUACAGUCAGUUUGCUAUGUCUUCGUCUAGAGAUAAAUUCAGAGGUUGUUUGGUUGGUGCAAUCAUUGGCGAUUGCUUGGGUGCACCGUUUGAAGGCUCGAGUAGAGGAUGUAUUUCAAGAGAAAAAAUUGAAACUUUGAUUGGCUUACAGUCAAAGAAGUUAGCCAAAGCAAGCAAUGGAUCCUUUGAGUACACAGAUGACUCGGCUAUGGCAAGAUCAAUCUGUGCUUCUCUGCUCGCAAAGAAUUGUUUUGAUGGAUCUGACCUAGCAAGCAGAUUUUCAACUGAAUACAUACAGAGAAGCGACAGAGGCUAUGGCUCUGGGGUAAUCACUAUAUUUGACAAAUGGAAAGAGAAUGGAACAGACAGUGACCCAUUUCUUGCAGCAAAAGAGCAGUUUGGAGGCUCUGGGUCUUAUGGUAACGGUGCGGCAAUGAGAGUAGCACCAGUUGCUUUGUUUGAAAAAGAAGAGGAGGAUGUCAUCAAGGUAGCUGAAGAAACUUCAUUGUUAACUCAUUCAAACAAAUAUGGCGUGAAUGGUGGGAUUCUGCAAGCUGUUGCUGUUCAUAAGGUUUUGUUUGCACCCUCUGAAAUAAACAAGACAGAUUUGAUUAACAGUCUUAAGGAAGCAAUGCAAAAAAUCGAGGUCGUAAAAUCCAAGCAGAACUUUAGAGAUGACCAGGUGUCACUAUCUGCUGAUCAGGAUUCAACUGUCCGGUUUAGCAGGCGUAGCAGUUUUUCUUUCACAAAACAACUCGAGAGAAUGACCCAACUUAUUGAUAGUGGAGAGGAGUCAAAUGAUGUAAAUCGCAUUGUUGAGUGCCUGGGAAACGACAUUUCAGCACAGGAGGCUGUUCCGGCUGCCAUCUUUUCGUUUAUCAAAAAUUCAAAUACAAACUUUGAAGAAGCACUUAUAUAUGCAUAUACACUCGGUGGUGAUACAGACACUAUUGGAACAAUGACGGGGGCAUUAGCUGGUGCCCAUUUUGGUUUUUCUUCAAUUCCUGACCAAUGGAAACGUGUUUGCGAGGGCGUUGAUGAUGCCUUGUGCUACGCUGACCAGUUUUACAACCGUAUGUUUCCAGAAUAAUCAGGCAAUCAUUCACCUCAACAGAAAUAUAAACGGGACCUACCACCUACCCCCGGUUAAGAAUAGCUCACGUUUUGGAAUGAAAGCGCAUGCACACUGAAAACGUUCCUAUUGCGCAUGCUCUUUUUCUGCGCGACGAAAGUUUUUUUAUUUGCUAGAAGACGUUCCCUGUGCUCGUCUUCCUAGCUGUUACGUUUGGCAUUAUCUGCUGUGUCUAUGCCAUACAGCACCACCUGCCUGCAUGUCGUCAACUUCAAACCAUAUUGUAAUACACCUAAGUACCGUAAAGAUACGGCUAAGUUUUAUUUAAUCUGUAAAUACCGCCGUAAGCAUGUUUUGAAUGAACAUCAUACGGAUGACUAAAGCAACAGUAGGGGUUCACCUCUAAAAAAACCUUUGUGGCAUUUGGCUACCUGCGUUAACAAUACAGAAUAUACUUACAGGGCCACUGUGAAUGCAAAACUAAGGAAAUCAAUGUUCUAUCAAUUCCCACAAUACGACAUCAUGUUGUUAAUAGACGGUCAGAUUGUAGAUCGCCGAACCGGCAGUAGGAAGAAAGAGAUAAACUAACAACGGAAAAUAAGGAAAUAACUUUGAGAUUCCUCUGCAUUUUAAUAACAAUGUUCCUAUGGAUGGUUUUCAAGACUAUACAUUGUUGUGUUUUUGGGCCUUUCCGAAUUGAGUUAAUGUACAAUAUGCUUUAUUAAUUAACUGCAAAACUUCAGAAUGUUACUAUGCAAGACAAAGACAGAUUAACAUGAAAUCGUGUUAACGGCUUUAGUGUACUUUAAACAUGCAUAUGUGAGGUUACAUGGAGUAAAUGAAAUGCCUUAUUUUCAUUAAGUUGGUUGCGAUGAAUCUUUGUUGAUUAUGAUAAUUUUUUAUAAUGGUAUUCAUUACUUCGUUGUAAUCUCAUUCCUUCAAAUCCUCGAUCUCCGACAUAAAUUUGUUUUUACG
This is a messenger RNA of Rhopilema esculentum, 2272 nucleotides long. RefSeq names its product ADP-ribosylhydrolase ARH3. Lineage: Eukaryota; Metazoa; Cnidaria; Scyphozoa; Rhizostomeae; Rhizostomatidae. The record is from RefSeq and is a predicted model, not a curated record. Gene Ontology annotation, cellular component: nucleus; mitochondrion.